AUGUUUCAAGAGUUUGCAAAAGGGGAGAGAAUUUGGAAACCAAGAUACGGCCUAACAUUGCUCAUUCUAACUUCUGACAUCGUUUUCAAAGAGAGGCAUAUCCUCAAAAUUUUACAAUUAGAACAACUGAACCAACUUCAUCAACAAAUUUACCAGAGACUUACAUCGUUGAUUGAUGAUAUAGUUGCUUCCGUGUAUAAGGAACACAGACUUUCCACUUUGAAUUCAUAUCCAUUAACAGAGAUAGUUGCCAUAUCUUACUUUGUUGCAGAUAAGUUCCCAUGGUUAUUUUACAACUAUGACAAAUUGGAUACACUGAAGUCAGAAUCAGCACUACUUAGGGCAAAAGAGGUUGCUGAAGAAGCCUAUUUGUUGAAAGUUCCAAGAUACAACCAGGUGUGGAUCAUAACUUAUCUAUUGAAGGAAGCAUAUAAUAAGCAUGUGGAAUAG
Lodderomyces margitis is the source of this 450-nucleotide messenger RNA. RefSeq lists its product as uncharacterized. The record is from RefSeq and is a predicted model, not a curated record. The transcript has a single exon. Lineage: Eukaryota; Fungi; Ascomycota; Pichiomycetes; Serinales; Debaryomycetaceae. Bases 1 to 450 code for a protein of 149 amino acids.